GGCCCUGCAGUUGGUACAACAGGAGGUCUGGAAGCCAGUAGCAGCGGCCUACCAGAAAGAGGUAGAAUCACUCUUCGUACCUCAUCCCUUUAUGAUCGGUAACACUGUCUGGGUCCGGAGACACCAGAUCAAGAACCUAGAGCCUCGCUGGAAGGGACCCCUAUACUGUACUUCUGACUACCCCUACGGCAUUGAAGGUAGACGGCAUUGCGGCCUGGGUCCACGCCUCACACGUUAAGGCCGCCCGACCAGAACACUGCACCGAUACGCCAGCCCAACAAAACCCAGAGUCAUGGAGGCUCCAACGCUCUCAAACCCCUUUAAAGAUAAGAUUAAUAUGCCAAUAAUAUGUUUGAUCCUAUUACUGCUAGUUGAUGAUGCGCUAGAGAGCCCCCAUGCUGUAUAUGAAAUAACUUGGAAGAUUAUCAAUCAGGAGACCGGGGCAAUCGCUAACUCCACUACCAUUCAGGGUACCGUAAAUGCAACCUUUCCCUCUUUGCAUGUGGAUCUUUGCGACCUAGUGGGUAAGCGAUGGGAUCCCUCGGAACAAGAGCCCUUCCCCGGCUAUGGUUGUCGGUACCCGGGCUGGCGCAUGUCCACGCGCAAACUUGACAUAUAUGUUUGCCCAGGCCAUAACCGUGAUAAAGGGCUCCAACGUAGAUGUGGUGGACCGGGAGAUGGGUAUUGCGCUGAGUGGGGAUGUGAGACCACCGGAACCACUUAUUGGAAACCCACUUCCUCCUGGGACUUAAUCACCCUCCAGCGAGGAACUAUCCCGGGGUAUAAUGGAGGCGGCCCCUGGACUUGCGGGGGACAGGAUUGUGGACCAUGCUAUGAUUCAAGUUCCAAACUCCAGGGUAGCACCCCUGGAGGAAGGUGCAACCCCCUAAUAAUUACUUUUACGGAGGCCGCUAAGCGGUCAGCAUGGGAUGCCCCCAAGGCUUGGGGGCUACGGCUAUACCGUACUGGAACGGACCCCGCAGCCACCUUUCUAAUCUCCAGAACCAUAACCCCCAUAUCUGUGGCGUCUAUUGGUCCAAACUCUGUUCUUCUUGACCAGCAGGGCAGGCCAUCCCAGAGCCUCCCUAGACCCAAGCCUAACCCCUUGCUGUCUGACAAUACAACCAACACCACCACCACCACUCCUAUAAGGCGGAGGAUUGUUGGCUCUGCUUGACAGCGGCUCCCCCUUAUUAUGAGGGCUUGGCAUGGACUCUGACCUUGCCAGCAAUACAUCUCCCCCUUCCCGAUGCAGCGAAACACCUAAUCAUAAACUAACUCUGCCCCAGGUGACUGGACAAGGAUUAUGUCUUGGAAAUGUUCCCACAUCGUCUCAAUAACUGUGUAACCGUACAGUCUCAGUAACUCCCAGUAACUCAUACCUGACCGGCCCUGAUGGGACUUAUUGGGCCUGCAAUACGGGACUGACUCCUUGUGUCUCAGCCUCGGUUCUUAACAUGACAGCUGAUUAUUGUAUACUUGUCCUUCUAUGGCCCGUAUUACCUACCACUCCUCAUGGACUGUGCUAGGAUACUUUGAGAAUCGUUAUCUAUUCAAAAGGGAACCUGUUUCAGUAACAUUAGCUCUUCUUUGGGGAAUUGGGGGGAUAGCAGCUGGUAUAGGGACCAGUACCACUGCCUUACUUAAGAGCAAUCAGAAUACGCAGCUCCAAGCAGCCAUGAAUGAGGAUCUACAGGCCUUAGAAAAAUCAGUUUGGGCCCUUAAGGACUCUUUGGUUUCAUUAUCCGAAGUGGUCCUAAAGAAUAGAAGAGGACUAGAUGUCCUAUUUCUUAGAGAGGGAGGCUUAUGUGCCGCCUUCAAAGAGGAAUGUUUUUAUGCAGACAAGAGUGGGGUAGUAACCGAAACUCUGGAUAAACUCAAGGAGAGGUUGACUGUUCGGCAGAAGAAAUUUGAAUCCCAACAAUACUGGUAUAAGGGUUGGUUUAACAAAUCCCCCUGGUUUGCUACCCUAGUCUCUACUCUUAUGGGCCCCUUAAUUAUUUUCAUACUUGUGUUAACCUUUGGGCCUAGCAUUCUCAACAAACUAAUUCCAUUUAUGAAAGAUAGAUUAACAGUAAUUCAAGCCUUAGUCCUAACUCAACAAUACCAUGCCCUCAAAUAGACGGAACCAUUAGUAAACCUUAAGUAAAGAGGGCUGGCCAGUAGGUAUAAGAUUCUACCUAUGCACAAGAACAAGGGGGGAAUGAAAGACCCCAAGCUGGGGACUCCUA
Messenger RNA from Mesocricetus auratus (golden hamster), 2231 nucleotides. Its product is annotated as MLV-related proviral Env polyprotein-like. The transcript has a single exon. NCBI's taxonomy places the organism in Eukaryota, Metazoa, Chordata, Mammalia, Rodentia, Cricetidae. Bases 293 to 1177 code for a protein of 294 amino acids. The record is from RefSeq and is a predicted model, not a curated record.